AUGGUGAGAGACGUUGAUUUGUACGUCACAGUCCCUAGUUUCUUCAGGUGUCCAAUCUCACUUGACGUGAUGAAAUCACCUGUCAGUCUCUGUACUGGAGUCACCUACGACCGUACCAGCAUCCAACGCUGGUUAGAUAGCGGCAACAACACUUGUCCCGCCACCAUGCAGGUCCUUAACAGCAAGGAGUUCGUUCCCAACCGCACUUUGCAGAGGCUCAUCCAGAUCUGGUCUGACUCGGUCCAGACUCAGAACGACCGCCGAGCUGACUCAUCCGCAAACUCGGUGGUCGCGAGGGAGGAGAUUGAAGUUUUGGUGAAAGAAAUGAGAGCCCAGAAAGAAAAAAUUGAUCAUUUGUCGAAAUUCAUCUGUUUCGCCAAAGAAUCUGAAGAGAACUGCGAGUUCUUGGCGAAAUUUGAUGGGUUUGUGGAAAUGCUUGUUGGGUUCCUUGGUGGUGAUAAGGACAUUAAUUUUAUCGAACGAGUUGUUAAAAUUUUGGUUUUGACUUUGAACAAAGUUGGAGACUACAAGGCGUUAAGGUUGUUGAUGUUGAAGCAAGACAAUGAUAUUGGCUCUCGAGAUUGUAUGUCUUCGCUCCUUCUUCUCUUAAAACAAGGAAGAAGCGUGAACUCACGAGUUGGAGUCCUUAAACUCAUCGAAGCUGUAGCUAUCGAUGCAGAGUCUAAACAGAUGGUUGCGGAGAAGGAAGGGUUCUUGCUCGAACUGGUGAAAUUGGUGGGUUUAGAAAAUGAUCCAAGCUUGAUCGAAGCAAGUUUAUCUUGUUUGAUAGCGAUUUCUAUGCCAAAACGUGUUAGAAUGAAGCUAAUCAAUUUCAAAGUAAUUGGAGAGUUGAGAAAAUUGUUAACGGGAGGGCAGAACGCGAGCGUUUCGAUCAUAGAAAAGGCAUUGAAGCUGCUAGAAAUGGUAACAUCAUUCAGGGGAGGGAGGGCGGACUUUUGCAAUGACGCGGCGUGUGUUGAGGCUGUGAUGAAUAGAGUGCUGAAAGUUUCGAGCGAUGCGACGGAGCAUGCGGUGAUGAUAUUGUGGAGCGUGUGCUAUUUGUUUAGAGAUCGAGAUGCGCAAGAUGCAGUAGUGAAGAGUAAUGGAUUGACCAAGAUAUUGUUGUUAAUGCAAAGUAAUUGUUCACCUGGUGUUAGGCAAAUGUCUGGUGAUUUGUUGAAGAUUUUCAGGGUGAAUUCUAAGUCUAAUUAUUGUCUUUCUAGUUAUGAAACUAAGACAACUCACAUCAUGCCCUUUUGA
This is a messenger RNA of Dovyalis caffra, 1260 nucleotides long. NCBI's taxonomy places the organism in Eukaryota, Viridiplantae, Streptophyta, Magnoliopsida, Malpighiales, Salicaceae. The record is from the annotation of a GenBank genome assembly.